This is a messenger RNA of Drosophila arizonae, 1557 nucleotides long. It is a transcript of the gene Idh, whose product is annotated as isocitrate dehydrogenase [NADP] cytoplasmic. The record is from RefSeq and is a predicted model, not a curated record. Gene Ontology annotation, molecular function: isocitrate dehydrogenase (NADP+) activity; NAD binding; magnesium ion binding. Lineage: Eukaryota; Metazoa; Arthropoda; Insecta; Diptera; Drosophilidae. Gene Ontology annotation, biological process: NADP+ metabolic process; isocitrate metabolic process. Gene Ontology annotation, cellular component: cytosol; peroxisome; mitochondrion.
AGAAAUUUGUUGCAGUUUGUGAAAUGUUUGCAUUACGCCGCAGUCUCAAUAUGGUCUACGGGCCGCAAAAAUUGAAGCAAAACAACUGUUUUAAAGUCAAUUUCGGUGUCUCUGCGGCGAUGUCGCAGAAAAUUCGCGCUGGACCCGUCGUCGAUGUGCUGGGUGAUGAGAUGACCCGCAUCAUCUGGCAGUCGAUCAAGGAUAAGCUGAUCCUGCCCUUCGUCGACGUCGAGCUGCACACAUUCGAUCUGGGCAUCGAGGAGCGCGACAAGACCAACGAUCAGGUGACCAUCGACUGUGCCGAGGCCAUCAAGAAGUACAAUGUGGGCAUCAAGUGUGCCACCAUUACGCCCGAUGAGAAGCGCGUCGAGGAGUUCAACCUGAAGAAGAUGUGGAAAUCCCCCAACGGCACCAUUCGUAACAUUCUUGGCGGCACCGUCUUCCGUGAGGCGAUCAUUUGCAAGAAUGUGCCCCGCCUCGUCUCCGGCUGGCAGAAGCCCAUUGUCAUUGGUCGCCAUGCCCAUGCCGAUCAGUACAAGGCUGUUGAUUACCUAGUGCCCGGACCCGGCCAGUUGACCCUCACAUUCAAGGGCACCGACGGCAAGGUCAUCAACGAGGUGAUCAAUGACUUCAAGGGUCCCGGCAUUGCAUUGGGCAUGUACAACACGGACGACUCGAUUGUGGACUUUGCUCAUGCUUCGUUCAAAUAUGCGCUGGACCGCAAGAUGCCGCUGUACAUGAGCACCAAGAACACAAUCCUCAAGAAGUACGAUGGUCGCUUCAAGGACAUCUUCGAGGAGCUGUACAACAAGGAGUACAAGAAGCAGUACGAGGCCGCCGGCAUCUGGUAUGAGCACAGACUUAUCGACGAUAUGGUCGCCUACUGCAUGAAGUCGGAGGGCGGCUUCGUCUGGGCCUGCAAGAACUACGAUGGCGAUGUCCAGUCGGACUCCGUUGCCCAGGGCUAUGGCUCGCUGGGUCUGAUGACCUCGGUGCUGCUGUGUCCUGACGGCAAGACUGUAGAGGCGGAGGCUGCUCACGGUACGGUGACGCGUCACUUCCGUUUUUACCAGCAGGGCAAGGAGACCUCCACCAAUCCCAUUGCCUCGAUCUUUGCCUGGACGCGUGGUCUGCUUCACCGCGCCAAGCUGGACAACAAUCAGCCCCUCAAGCAGUUCGCCGAGACACUCGAGCAGGUGUGCAUCGACACGAUUGAGUCUGGCUCGAUGACCAAGGAUCUGGCCAUCUGCAUCAAGGGCAGCCCCAGCGCUGUCGAGCGCAAGGACUACCAGGAGACCUUCGAGUUCAUGGACACGCUGGCCAAGAAUCUGCAGAUCGCCCUCAACAAGGGCACCACGCAGCAGGCAUCACUUUAAGCUCCCCUACCCUCCCAGCACUUGCUCCUCAAAUGUCCUCGUCGUCCAUAUUUGCCUGUUGUGCCUAUGUACAUAUGUAUGAAUGUGAACCCUAGGUAUAUUUGAUUUUGCUACCCUUUUUAUAAUUAUGUAUUUUACAUGUCGAUUCCAUGUUCGUUCGUCUCUGCGAGACCCCAUCAAA